This is a messenger RNA of Acanthoscelides obtectus, 555 nucleotides long. The record is from the annotation of a GenBank genome assembly. Lineage: Eukaryota; Metazoa; Arthropoda; Insecta; Coleoptera; Chrysomelidae.
AUGCAAAACUUAAAAGACAUCUCUCAGCAGAAAACAGCCAGGGUUAAUUGGUGUCAAAAAACGCUUGACCGUUUCAAUUCCGGAAACUCCAAAAAUGUGUACAGCAUUGUUAGUGGUGAUGAAUCGUGGCCAACAAAAGUCAUCCGUUCUCGAAGUGUUUCGAAAAAGAUGGUCGCGACAUUUGUGUCAAAAGCGGGUCACAUUGCAAAAAUUCCUCUUAAUGAGCAAAGCACUGUUACUGCGGAUUGGUAUACCACCAUUUGUUUGCCAAAAGUCAUCACCGAGCUUCUAAAAAUCAACCCCGAAAGAAGAAUAAUCUUCCACCAAGACAAUGCAAGCUCGCACACAGCCCAAAAAACAAGGCAGUAUUUAACUGAAGAAAACUUGGAAUUAUUGGACCAUCCUCCAUAUAGUCCCUAUCUAAGUCCUAAUGAUUUCUUAACUUUCCCGAAAAUUAAAAACAGACUGCGUGGUCAAAGGUUCCAGUCACCAGAAGCUAUCACUGCUGGAGGACACAACAAUCUGAAGCGUCCUAGCGCUCAUCUGCGAAGAUGA